Alligator mississippiensis (American alligator) is the source of this 4331-nucleotide messenger RNA. RefSeq names its product uromodulin. NCBI's taxonomy places the organism in Eukaryota, Metazoa, Chordata, Crocodylia, Alligatoridae. Gene Ontology annotation, cellular component: apical plasma membrane; cell surface. The transcript is spliced from 9 exons. Gene Ontology annotation, biological process: neutrophil migration. The record is from RefSeq and is a predicted model, not a curated record. Bases 2141 to 3007 code for a protein of 288 amino acids.
CCCAACUACUCUGUUGGUCUAGUAAAAGAUAUCACAUCUGCCUACAGAACUGCAGAGCGUUAAGGAAAUGAAUGGAGUUUUACAUGAAGUUGGCUUUUUCCUUUCAUAUUUGUUAAUGUUUCUACUUAUCCCUUAGCUUUAUCUGAGAUUUCAGUGGGAAUUGAGCACCUAUCCCCUAGGCACUUUAAAUAAUCCCAGCCUUACAUAAUGCUAAACCAUUUGCAUUCCUGGCUUGGUUACUUGGCUUCUGUAACUGGCACUAGGCCAUUGUCCCAAAUGAAUAGUGACUGAGAUGCUAAGAAAAUGGAGAAAGGAAGGGAUUUGUUUGGAAAGGGGAGUUGCCUCCUGAAUCUUUUUAUCCUUCCCCUGCCUGAACCUCAGGGUUGUUGGAAACAAGAUUGGUAAUUUGGAUACAUUAUGUCUACAGAAAUGAGACCCCUUAUAAAUACCAAUUGUCUGUGAAAAGCAGGAAAUUGACUUGUCUUUUCCUGCCACCCACAGCUAAUGACCCAUACCAGAAUGAAACAUUUAAACCAGGAACCACUGUGACAUUUUGAAACACAAUUAGAACAUAAGGGCCUUCAUGAGCUGUUCUGUUGAAGCACUAACUGCUCAUAAAAGUGGAGGGAGUCAUUCUCCAAUAUGACAAAAGUGUUCAUGGCUUGUUGUACCAGGCUUUGCAGGCAGCAGAAAUUCCUCAGAGAUAGAAUUAACUGGCUACAGCUGACAGGGAGUGGCCAAGUUGGUAGGACUAGUGACUCAACUGGAAACGCAAUAGAUUAGAGCUAGAAGCCUUUCUGUAGCAUUUAAAAAAACUUGGUAUUUGCUGCUUCCCUUCAAGCUUUCAGGUAAGAAGGGCUUGGAUAAGCAACUGCAAGGGCUGCAUCCAGAAUUCAAGGUUUCUCUGACCUUACCCAGUGCAAAAAAUGUAUUUUGACAUAACUACUUCCAGCUGCAACCUUGAGUCUAAGGAUACUGUGUUGUAAUCCUGAUUCACAAAUACACUCUUCCUCACAGAAGGAUAAUAAUAGAAUUCUUACUUCCUCCAGUCCAAUCAAAAUUAUCUCAAUCUUACCUGAAAUUGAGUCUUAGCAGCUAGACUUAUCAAAGCCCCAAAUUCCAAGAGUAGUGAUUCCAUCUUUUCCAUAUGCCAGGGGGAUCAGCAAUAGUGGGUAUAAGGCUAGGUACCAUCUAUAUACUAUAGAUUACCUAACUAGCAUUUCCCUAAUAACCUGCCUAGUGAUUUUUAUACACUGAAUAAGAGGAAAGACAUAGUAGAUUCCUGCUCUAGCGGGGCAGGUUGGGAGGGGGGUCACAGCUCACUCCUGUUUCUUUCAUAUAAGAAAUCUAGGUUUAAUGACACUCUCAAGCUCUUUAGCUAUAUUCCUUUUCUAUCACCUGGAAAAUAGUAAGCUGUGAACAGAAAGUUUGAGCUGAUGUUUCAAAAGUCAUGAACAAGAAUAUUCAUACCAGCAGGGCAAAAAGGUUAUUUGAUAAGUUAGUACAUUUCUUCAUAACUUUCUGAAAGGUAUCUCAUUCCAGCUGUGUCCUUGGGCAGACCCAUCAAAAACGAUGAUGUUUCUGUGACAAAAGACUACCUUGGGCUCAAAACACAGGAGGGAACAAUGGAUCAAUAAUAAGCCUGCCAUCAUUGCCUAUCAAAUCUGUACAGCCAACUACACAAGUUAAGCACAAAAAAAAAAUGUGUGGAGUCUCUGGCUGUUGUUGUGAUGAUAAAGAUACCUGAGUGAAUCCAGAAGAAUCAUCACUGAGAAUAAAUACUGAAGUCAUCAAAAAACCUAAGGAAGCCAGCUACAACUGACUAAUAAAAGCUACAGCUUUUAUUACAUCAUUAACCCAAUCCAAAGACUUGUGCAUAGCGCUUUCAAGUUAUGGAAAGAUAAAACAAGAUUCUUUAAAGGGGAAAGAAGAGGGGAAAUAUACUGCUUAAAUCAACGAAACCAUCACCUGUGCUAAAGACCAGAUUGAGGUGGAGAUUCCAAGUGAUUUUUUCCUAAGCAAGAACCCUCCAAUCCUUAUCUCUGAUUUAUACCUCAAUGACCCUGCAUGUCACGGUACUGAGACAGCAAACCUUUACGUGUUCAGCAUUAAAAACAAUUUCACAGACUGUGGAACUCAAAUGGCUUCUGAUGAUACACAUAUUGUUUUCACCAACACCAUACAGAGUAACUUUUCUGAAGUAAUUACAAGAACCUUUAUCAAUAUUACAUUUGCUUGCCGAUACCCUAUUAAUUACCUGGUGCAGCAGCCUAAUGGGGAUAAUAAGAUCAGUGUUGAUAUCAGAACCAUUACACUGAACACAGAAGAUGGGAAUUUUUCUGUCUCAAUGAUGCUGUACAAGGACCCAGAUUUUGAGGACAUGUGGACUACUAUUCCCUUCCUAACCCUAGAGGACAACAUCUUUGUCAAAGUCAAUAUGGUUCCAGGCCAUCUAAUAAUCCGCCUUGAAAACUGCUGGUCCACACCAGCGAGGAAUCCUUCUCAUGCAGUUCAGUACUCUUUUAUAGAACAAAGCUGCCCACAAGUUAUCAAGGAUGAAACGCUGUCAGUUAUCACAAAUGGAGAAAGUGCAGAUGCAAUGUUUAGGAUCCAGAUGUUCAAAUUUGUUGGUAUCUCUUACAAUGAUGUGUUCCUGCACUGCACAGUUCAGAUCUGUUACAAUACACCUGCUGUUUGCAAACCGAAUUGUACUAAUUAUGGCAAAAUUAUUAGAAAUAAGAGAGAUGCAUCAUCAUUUCCUACUCGCACUGUCUCUUAUGGUCCCAUCAAGCGAAAGAUGGAUGGUAAUGAAGAAGCAAAUCGAAUCCCCACAGAUGGAAGAAAUCUUCCUCCUGUAGAAAGCUUGGUUCUUGGUGGAGUGCUAAUGGCAGUUUUAGUUAUAACUGGAGUCUUUGGAAAACUUUUACUUCAGUCAAGAAGAGCCUAUCCUCCUAUGCAAGCACAGCUCACUAUGUCACAUUUUCACAACUCAGAAGUACCAUCAUGAUCCAGUGACUUCCCCAUACUUGAUCUGAUGCACAGCAAGAGUCAUAAGAUGUAAUAGGAACAUAAUCCUACCUCCAAGUAACCGUUAUUUUACAAAAUUAAAUUUUUUAUUUGGUUGCAACUGAAUCAUACGAAUUAUUGUGGUAUGCUCUUCUGUUCACUUCCAUGCCACUAUAGUUUACAGAAAAUGAGUACAGUUUAAAAUAAUGCAUGAUGAGAAUUUUACUUUCUAAGAUUUUAUUUUUUGCAGGUUUAUUGUGAUUUUUCUCUAUCAAGGAAAAAUCUGUUCCCAGUUGUUUUUAUGGUAUAAGCACCAAAUGACUUGUCACUUUCUUUUGAGUUUCAUAAGACAAACAGAGACUGUUCUUUUGAUUGAAGUUGUUGCUGAGUCACAGCCAAAAGUGUAUGAACAGAGACUUUAUCACUGUGGCUGUAUUCCAAUGACUACCAGGGCAGCAAAAAUAACUCUUGUUCUCCCUUUCCACUUGAGUGGAAAAAAUGUAAUUCAGUGUCUCAUCUUAGUGGGACUUAGACAGGACUCCCAUGCCACCUGCACCACCACUUUAAGUAUAUGAAGAAAUUAAUUUUUCCAUUUUUUGAGAUGAACAUAAAUCCUUGAUAUCUUACUCUGACCAUUUUCUUCUGAAUCUGGGAAGCUGUUUCAAUAUGAAUAAAAUUUGUAGUCUAGACCUAAUCAGAUCUUUGUAACAGGGUAAAAGCACAGGACAGCUCAAGGUUUAUUGCAGAAAUACAGCUGGCACCAAUUCAUAGUAGGCUUUUUAGGUAUUACAAUAUAAUUGAUUGACUAUGAAGGUAAUUGUGUUGACCCUAACCCUAACUCAGUUAGAAUGCUAAUGCAGAUGGGAUUUAAAAUUGCCCUUUCCCUCUACUAAGGCAUAGGUCUUUCAUGCUUAAGGUUGGGAAUCACAGGAGAGAGUAUGACAGUUUCUGAAAUUGUUUCUUUUAUAAUGUCAGUAUGAAAGAUAAUAUGGCACAGAAUUACUAGUAUUAGUGUUAUUACUUUUCAGUAUUACAAUCCAUAUACAAUUUGGUGUUUUGGGAUCACACAAAACUUACACAGGAGCAGAAUAGAUCAUAGGUGAAAGGGUCAUAAGCAGGGAUCCUGGUUUUCUCUGUUUAAAAAUCCCCAAAUUCUCUGAUUAAAAACCCUGAAAUCUGUGUUUUUCUGCAAUUAAAAUGAAACGCCACUAUAUACAGGUAUCGGUUGAAUACAAUGUUUUAUUGCUAUGUUUACAUUGUUAAAGCAGUUUGAAAGCCUACCGGUGCCUCAAUCAUUAGACUAAAAUAAAUUCUAAAUACCUAUA